AUGGAUGAGAUCAUCAGAUUACAUGGAAUUCCCGUGAGUAUUGUGUCUGACAGAGACCCAAGGUUUGUUUCAAGAUUCUGGCAAAAGAUGCAAGAUGUGUUGGGGACAAAACUGAACUUUAGUACUACUUAUCAUCCUCAGACCGACGGACAAUCUGAGAGGACAAUUCAGACUCUUGAGAACAUGUUGAGGACCUGUGUUGUAGAUUUUGGAGAAAGUUGGAGUAAAUAUUUAACCUUGGUGGAAUUUGCUUAUAACAAUAGUUUCCAUUCUUCUAUACAAAUGGCUCCGUAUGAAGCCCUUUAUGGUCGGAAGUGUAGGUCUCCAAUUUGCUCGGAUGAAGUAGGUGAAAGGAAGAUCUUAGACCCGACUACAGUAUCUUGGAUUGAGGAACCUAAUGAAAAGGUAAAGUUGAUACGCCAGAGGAUCCAAAUCACCCAGAGCCGUCAAAAGAGCUAUGCCGAUAAUCGGAGAAAGGAUCUAGAAUUUAUUGUUGGAGAUCUAGUGUUUCUCAAGAUUACGCCUUUGAAAGUGAGUUUGAUGUCUGGAAGGGGAAAGAAACUACAACCGAGGUUUGUAGGGUCUUAUAAGAUUAUCCAGCGCGUGGGGAAUGUGGCAUACAAGUUGGAGUUGCCACCGAGUUUAUCUCGAAUCCAUAAUGUAUUCCAUGUGUCCAUGCUUAAGAAGUAUCACCCAAACCCCUCUCAUAUUUUGCAACCGAAGAGUAUUAAAAUUGAUGAAACCUUGACCUAUGAGGAGAAACCAGUGAAGCUACUGGAUAGGAAAGUGAAGGAGUUGAGAAAUGAACAGAUACCGUUGGUGGUUAGAGAACCUCCAAUUGAACUUAGAGAAUUACUUGGAGCUGACAUAUCAGGGGUUGCUACCCCACGUUUGACAUGUCUAUACAUUAGUUCUACUUCUAGAUCUGGCUCAACCAGAAAUUCAGAACCGUCUUUUGCAAUAUUACUUCUGAUCAUCAUGUUUUCUCUAAUACUUUUGCUCAUGAUGUCCCUCCUUAUCAUGGUCAUCAUGAAGAAAGGCAAAUUUUUGGGGAAUGCAGAAAAGAACAGUAAGCAUUUCUCUCCCAAACUUCCCCCAGGCCCCUCUCCAUGGCCUAUAGUUGGAAGCUUACUUGAGCUAUACAGAAACCUUCCACCAUUCCAAUGGAUUGAUGGCAUCAUGAAAAAAUUGGAAACUGAUAUCGCGUGCUUCCGGCUAGGCAGUGUUCAUGUUAUUGUUGUGAAUUCUCCAGAGCUAGCUAGGGAUUUCUCACACAAUCACAAUGCAAUAUUUGCCUCUAGACCUAUUACCAUGGCUACCCAACAUUCCAGCCAUGGAUAUCUCAGCAUGGCGGUUUCUCCAUUGGGUCCUCAAUGGAAGAAAAUGCGGAAAAUGUACACCACUCAUCUAAUAACGCCUUCAAGACUUCGAUGGCUACUUGAGAAGAGAAAUCAAGAAGCUGACAACUAUGUUUCCUUCAUUUUUAACCAGUGCAACAAAUCUUCUUCUUCUGAUGGCUCAGUCAUCAAUGUAAGAACUGCCCUUCGUCACUAUGUUUCAAAUGUCAUUAAGAGAAUCAUUUUUGGCAAAAGAUAUUUUGGGGAAGGUGGAAAAGAUGGAGGCCCAGGGAAAGAGGAAGAAGAGCAUGUUGAAAUAGUUUUUAAACUCUUGAAGUACAUGUUUGCCUUUGGUGUAUCUGAUUAUCUGCCAUGGUUGAGAGUGUUGGAUAUACAGGGUCAUGAGAAAAGUGUCAAGAAGGCUAUGAGAAUUUUGAACAAGCACCAUGACCCCAUCAUAGAGGAAAGAAUCAGGCUAUGGAGAGAUGGGAAAAAGAAAGAGCCCGAAGAUCUACUGGAUGUUAUGAUAACAUUGAAGGACGAGACAGAAAAAUCAUUGUUAUCAGAAGAAGAGAUCAAAGCUCAGUGCAUUGAGGUGUUCUUUGGGAUGGACAGUCCAACAACUUCAGUUGAGUGGGCAUUGGCAGAAAUGAUUAACAAACCUGAGCUACUACAAAAAGCUGUGGAUGAGAUCGAUAAAGUGGUCGGAAAGGAAAGACUGAUUCAAGAAUACGAUGUUCCACAGUUAAACUAUGUUAAAGCUUGUGUUAAGGAAGCUUUUCGGCUCCAUCCUGUUACUUUUUUUAAUCUUCCGCAUGUUUCAACUGCGGAUGCAAUUGUUGGUGGCUACUUUAUCCCGGAGGGCAGCCAUAUUUUGUUGGGCCGCUAUGGUCUAGGUCGAAACCCUAAAGUUUGGGAAAACCCUUUGGAGUUUAAGCCUGAACGUCAUUUUGAUUGUGAUAAAUCAUCUAAAGUGGAGCUGAUAGAUCCAGAGUUGAGAAUGAUUUCCUUUGGUUCUGGAAAGCGUGCUUGUGCGGGGAUUGCACUUGGUACACCUUUAAGUGUGAUGGCAUUAGGGAGGAUUGUCCAGGCAUUUACUUGGAGUGUGCCCAAAACUUUAGAAAAUAUUGAUUUGUCUGAAGUUCCAAAUGGUUUGGAGUUGGCUAAACCACUACAUGCAUAUGCAAAGGCGCGAUUACCAUCCACCAUGUAUCCUAUCAUGCUAAAUGGGUUUUAAAUGCUAGCAGUAAAUGUGAAACAUCUCAACCUAUUUGUAUAGAGUACUCAAG
This is a messenger RNA of Coffea arabica (coffee), 2626 nucleotides long. Its product is annotated as tryptophan N-monooxygenase CYP79A68-like. The record is from RefSeq and is a predicted model, not a curated record. Gene Ontology annotation, molecular function: heme binding; iron ion binding; oxidoreductase activity, acting on paired donors, with incorporation or reduction of molecular oxygen. Lineage: Eukaryota; Viridiplantae; Streptophyta; Magnoliopsida; Gentianales; Rubiaceae.